Messenger RNA from Sitodiplosis mosellana (orange wheat blossom midge), 2267 nucleotides. RefSeq names its product 1-phosphatidylinositol 4,5-bisphosphate phosphodiesterase epsilon-1-like. The transcript has a single exon. Lineage: Eukaryota; Metazoa; Arthropoda; Insecta; Diptera; Cecidomyiidae. The annotation marks the transcript as partial. The record is from RefSeq and is a predicted model, not a curated record.
UUUAUUUCGGACUACAAUGGAGACGAUCAUUACUUCACAAGGAUUGGUUCAUCGGGUGUGACCGCUGACCAAAUUUUCAAGAUUCAAGCUGUUAUGGAUCAUAUCGAUUCUUGUCACCAACAUCAUCAUACGCUUAUAAAAAACAGUUCGAAUAACUUGAUUGAUUAUUUGCGUUCAGCCUCUUUAGGAAAUCGUCAAUUGGCAGCUUCAUCGACAUAUCACCCGGAUUUAGAAGAAUUGGAAGAAGAUUAUGAAGUUGAAAUUGGAAAUUAUAAUCCAGUUCAGCCGCUGCUUUACGACCACGGCGUAUGUAUAAUUCCGAUUUCAAAUCCAACAAUCCGAAUUGAUCAUCAUAUAUUACAAAUUAUGCAUCACGGCACCACUUCAGUCAUAUGGGAGCCAGAUGCGACUUCAGGCCGUUCUUGUUAUGCAUUUUUUCGAUUGGAACGAUCAUGUGCGUCAAUCACAUGGCAAAGACCAUCUUGGCAUCGAUUAAAAUCCGAACAAGAAUACGAUUUGGCUGUAAAUCCAGAAGAAUUAGUUUCGCAAAGACUAUUUUAUCAUCACCAAAUAACUGUGACAAAUGAGUUCGAACCACAGAAUCCAACCAUUGAUGAAGGCUUUCUUGAUUUAACUUUGGCAAAGGAAGUUAUCAUGGGUUCACGUAACCACGAAUAUGAUGCCGAACUUUUGGCAGCCGGAAAACAAUUUGGUUUAACUCAUAUCGAGUGCUGCGUUACAAUUCUAUAUGGAAGCAGCAUUAAUGACAAUCGACUUAUUUGUUUAAUGUGCCCUCCGAUGUUAUGUCGGCUUUGGUACGUUGGCCUUAAUUGGAUUAUCAAAGGAAUCAAGCGACAGCAGCGUCUAGCCGAUCGUUCAAUGCUGUGGUUAAAAGAGAAGUACGUUCAAUUAUAUUUCGAGGAUCGUAUGUGUGAAGAACCAUUAGCAAACGAUGCUUUAAAACUAUUCGGUGGUCGUGACUGGACCACAAUGCACAUCACAACUACUGCAAGCACAGCCACACCAGAGACAUCUGAGCCAAUGAAACGAGAAAUGUCAUUUAAACUAAAAAAGAAACGUUCGGUCGCCAAUAUUCUGGGGCAGUCGAUAAGCGGCAGCAAUUCAGAGGGUGCAACAGCACCAGAGCCUGAACACGAUGAUUGUAAUGAAAGAAUUGAUCGUUUCGAUGAACGACGGAAUGAAUCCAGCGACCAGUUAUGGCAAAAAGUGAAUAACUUGCGAUAUGGAGCAAUUACGUACGAAACGCAACUAGACUUCCUAGAUUUCAUAUCACUUUUCAAAUCAUUCAGGUAAUUGAUGAGCAUGAACCAAAUAUGUUAAUUUCCAGGAAGGUUAUUUAUCGUAUCCAUAACCAACUCCUCAGUAAUGUUGAUAGUUGGAAAAUUAGCACACAGAUCCUUUAGCAAUGGUUCAUCUUCAGAAUAAUUCUCAUUUUUGGUAUAAUCCGGUUCAGUGUACGCUUUGGCAAAAUGUGUUGCGAAAAAUUGUGCUAUUUCACCUUGGUUACUACUUUUCUUGCCUCCAAGAACCAUUUCAUUCGGAAGAUCAUCAUUCGUCUUUUUGGAACCAUUCACGAAUUCGAAAAACUUCUGUGGAUCUUCAUUGAUAAGGUUUUCCAUUUCGAGUUUGUAGUUUCUAUAUGCCAAACGUGCGCUCUUUUUGUAUUCUCUUCUCAAUUUGGAGUGUUCUUUUUUGGCGUAGUUUUUUUCUUCAAUGGUAUGUCUGGAUGCUAUGUAUUUGUACUGUCUAUUGACUCUAUUCUUCAAAUUGAUAAGGUCAUUAUUAAACCAUUUUGGGUGACUUGAAAGCUUCUUCGUUUUCAUCACAACAUUCGAUGAAAUUACUGAAUCAAUCAGUUCGUAGAACUUUGUGAUAUGCGAGUCGAAAUCAUCACCGGAAAACAUUUCCAUCCAAUCGACGUCAUUCAGCGACUCAUUUAUGGUAUCGUAAUCGGCAUUCACAAAAUCUCGGUAACUAUAAUUCGAAGUUGGUUUAAAUUGGUUACAAUCAAAAUUACCAAUAUUUAUCUCAUACGAUAUGUGAUGUGACUCCUGGUUCAGUAGGUGAUAAUCAUUUUUGGAACAAUUGACGAAAUCGGUGCUGUUAGUCUGCCAACUAUUUUCUACCAGUAUACUGAAAAAUUCAGUAAAAAGCCAGUUUUUUCGCAAUAUCUCGGAAACGGCUGGAUUUAGGCCCCAAAUCUCGGCCUCCGGCUACCAUCCCCAUGAAAUUUUCCGCCCGAUCGA